This is a messenger RNA of Scheffersomyces amazonensis, 1019 nucleotides long. It is a transcript of the gene RLP24, whose product is annotated as ATPase-activating ribosome biosynthesis protein. Bases 268 to 873 code for a protein of 201 amino acids. Gene Ontology annotation, biological process: ribosomal large subunit biogenesis. Gene Ontology annotation, cellular component: nucleolus. The transcript has a single exon. NCBI's taxonomy places the organism in Eukaryota, Fungi, Ascomycota, Pichiomycetes, Serinales, Debaryomycetaceae. The record is from RefSeq and is a predicted model, not a curated record.
GGUCAAUAUCACAAGUUUGGUUUGUUAUAGUUUAGUAAUAAGAUCUACAGAACGUUAGUGUAUAUAAGAGAGUAUUAAGAGAUAGUACUGUGAAGUGUAUACAAAUUUUCAUUUAGUAUAGUUAACAUUACAUUUACAUUUACCAUUUACAAUUUAUAUUACGGUAUAGCUCAUCCCAUCUAAUCGAUUAGAUCAUUAUUACCAUUUAUUAUUUGCAUAUUAUACAUACAUAUAUUCUAUUAUAUUCUAUUAUAUUCUAUUAUCAUUAUGAGAGUUUAUCAAUGUCAUUUCUGUUCAUCUCCCGUGUAUCCAUUGCAUGGGAUAAUGUUUGUUAGAAACGAUGCUAAAGAAUUUAGAUUCUGUCGUUCUAAAUGUCAUAAAGCAUUUAAACAAAGACGUAAUCCAAGAAAAUUAAGAUGGACUAAAGCCUUUAGAAAGGCUGCUGGUAAAGAAUUAGUAGUUGAUUCUACUUUAACCUUUGCUGCUAGAAGAAAUGUACCUGUCAGAUAUAAUAGAGAUUUAGUUGCAACAACCCUUAAAGCUAUGUCAAGAAUAGAAGAAAUUAGACAAAAGAGAGAAAGAGCUUUCUAUAAGAAUAGAAUGAGAGGUAAUAAAGAUAAGAAAUUGGCUGCUGAUAAGAAAUUAGUCGAAGAAAAUCCAGAAUUAUUAAGAAUGAGAGAAGUUGAAAUAAGAAGAAGAGCUGAAAAGCAACAAGCUAAACAAAAUGCUAUGGAAGAAGAAGAAAUUGCUUCUGAUGAUAUGAUGAGUGAUGAUGAAGAAAUGGAAUCUGCUUCUGAAUCUGAAUCUGAACAAGAACAACAACAAGUCAAACAAAAGGUCUUGUUAAAGAACAAAAGAAAAGUAAGAGCUUAAGAGCUUAAGAGCUUAAAGUGAUAUAUAUUUUAUACAUAUCAUAUAUAUAUCAUAUAUAUAUAUAUGCAUAAACCCUAUGUAGAUCCCCAAUUUUUUGUACAAUAGUUUUUAAAAUAUUUUAAUAUUAAAUAUAUUUAUCUUUCAAU